AUGGUUGUCCCCUCGCUGUCUUCCCUCGCAAUGACAUGCCAAUCGAAACUGAUCAGCCCUGCUCACCAUCGGGGAUUGACCGACCCGUCGCCUCUUGACCGUCUGAUACCGCCGGAUCCACCGGACCGGUCCCGAUAUUGCACAGAUUCUAGUCUACUGCUUAUGUGCUUCUUCCGCCGUUGGGGUAUCACUGCUCUCUCGACUCCAUCUCCUCUGUCGUUUUCUCCGGAUCCACCGAGUAAACAACUCCCACCGACGGGAUCUGAUGAGUUCCUCUUUGCCGAACAAUCUGCUUGUUAUGGUACGGAAAACCAGAUUCUCCAGCCACCGCCUUCAACCCCUGUGGCACCGCCGGAGUUUCCUUCUCCGGAGCCUACUCUCCUCCGUCCUUCUUCGGCCGAGAUAGCUGAUGGCUCCUUCCUCCCGUCUCUUCCAUGCCGGAAUACAUCCAAUGCUUCAUCGAGGAUGGUUUAUUUUGCAACUUCCUUACUUAUUUGGAAAAAUAAGAAAUCAGCUCCAACUUCCUUACUUAUUUGA
Arabis nemorensis is the source of this 537-nucleotide messenger RNA. The record is from the annotation of a GenBank genome assembly. Lineage: Eukaryota; Viridiplantae; Streptophyta; Magnoliopsida; Brassicales; Brassicaceae.